Pantherophis guttatus is the source of this 10760-nucleotide messenger RNA. The record is from RefSeq and is a predicted model, not a curated record. Lineage: Eukaryota; Metazoa; Chordata; Lepidosauria; Squamata; Colubridae.
GUGGUGGUGGGGUUUGGGGGAGGAGGAGGAGGAGGAUGGAGCCUUGCUUGAUCCUUCUGGAUUUGCCAGGUCUCCUUUCCAUCAAAUGCCUCUGCCGCCCUCCUUCCAGCCGACCCCCUAAAAAAAAGAGGGGCUGCCCCUGGCUGGGUUGGAGCGGAUAGAUGGCCCUUGGACAACCCCCCCCCCCCAUUGCAUGGUGGGUGUAAGGAUGCAGCAGGCUGGCCUCUCUCCGGUUACCGCGAUUGCUCUCUCCUGCUUGAGGCUGGCUCUCCAUCCUGUCACUCCAAGCCCCGAUGCAACUGUUACAUAAUCCCAGGAUUGGGAGAAGCGCAUCCUUGCUGGAUCCCUAAAACUCCUUUCCCCCCCCCAGGUGCACCUCCCUCCCUGGCUGCAAAAUCCCCCCCCCUUUUUUUUUUGGCAUGGUUUCCCCAAGCCCUUGAGAGGCUCAUCAUCAGAAACCGUGUCUCUGCAUGAGUUUGUCCUUACGACCUACAUUGGGGUCAGUUUGCUGAGGAGGGGGGAAUAAUCAGCCUUUUCUCUGCAUGAUACUCUCUGGAUAGAUCUUGUCCGUCCUCUUUUUUUUUUGCAAGAGGAGGACGUUGGUGAUCUCAUGCUUUCCUGGACCAAAACGGUCCUAACAGGUUAAAAAAAGAGGAUCGCCAAGGAGAUCUCCGAAUCUGGGGGAGAAAGGGUGGGUUUACAGGAGGAACAUUAGCUUGGGAAGGGGAUGGAAAAGAUUGGCGCGGAGGGAGAUCUUCUGAUAUGGACCGAUGUGCUUUAUUAUGCAACUUAAGGAUUAGAACAUAUCCCGAGUGAAAAUUUUGGAAGGGGGGAAAGUGUGGGGUUUUGUCGGAGAGGCAGGAGGGUGGAUGAAAAGAUUCCUGUUCAAUGGACGGGCACAGAAUCGUUUGUUCUUCGGCUGUAGUGAUUGGGGAGAAAAGUCAGAGGUCAAACAGUAUGGGCCUCUUGGGAGGCACGCAGAGGUUGUGGGGAAGGGGGGGAGUGGGCUUUCGGACAGAGAUCCCCUUGUGUGAAGUGAUGCCUUCGUGGAACACAGGAGAGGUCUUGGAUGCGAGAAACGCCUUGCAAAUGGGAACGUUUAAUGAGACUUUUCUGGCAAAGAAGGAGAACUCGGGACAUUGAAGAAGAUUUAUCAGCCACUCGAUGGGGAUUCGCAUCUCCUCUUCACCUUUGUGUAGCCAGCAGAACGAGUUCAGCACCUCUUUGGUUCUCAUUAUGAAACUGGUAUUAACUGAAUGGCAAUUAUGGAUUUUUAACUCUAGAUCCCAGUAAGCAAAAAAACAACAACAACAAAAAACGGAAGCCCACCAAGCCAUAUGUUGAAAAAAAAUCCUUUUCUUUCUACCAAAUAAGUUGGAUGUUCCUCGCCGAAUGUUGGAAAAGCCUUUGUGAAGAUUCGAUGCCAAAAAAACCACCCGUUUGCUCCCGAGGGAAAUUACAAAUAUUUUGCUUGCACCGCAAGGAACGGGACGCCAUGAGGAACAGCGGAAGGCAGCCUAAUUUAUCGCAAGAGAUGAUAGAGUUAUUUAUAUAGAGAUUUUAAAGAGAGAGAGAGAGAGAGAGAGAGAGAGAAAGGAAUAAAAUUAAAAAUCUAUAUAGGUAGAUAUAGAUAGAUAGAUAUAUAAAUAUAUGUAUUUUUUAUGGUGAUGAAAAUGGCUCCCCAGAAUGCUGACUCAGAAUCUAUGCAAGUCCAAGAGCUUCCAGGCGUUCAGCUCCAGAAACCCGAAAAGGAGCGCGAAAGUAAAGAAGAGACGAUUAGCGAAGGAUCCAUAGACCGUAUCCCGGUACGGCUAUGGGUGAUGCACGGCGCCGUCAUGUUUGGCCGGGAAUUUUGUUACGCCAUGGAGACAGCUUUGGUGACACCGGUAUUGUUACAAAUUGGUCUUCCUGAACAGUACUACAGCCUCACCUGGUUCCUUAGUCCAAUCCUGGGCCUGAUCUUUACCCCUUUAAUUGGUUCGGCCAGCGACCGCUGCACCCUCAGCUGGGGCCGCCGACGGCCGUUUAUUCUCGCCCUUUGCAUCGGGGUCCUCAUUGGCGUCGCCCUUUUCUUAAACGGAUCCGUUAUUGGCCUUGCAAUCGGAGAUGUCCCAGACAAGCAGCCCAUCGGCAUCGUCCUCACCGUUCUCGGCGUGGUGGUGCUGGACUUCUGCGCUGAUGCAACCGAGGGGCCCAUCCGCGCCUAUUUGCUGGACGUGGUGGACAGCGAAGAGCAGGAUAUGGCCCUCAAUAUCCAUGCUUUUUCAGCCGGCCUGGGAGGAGCCAUUGGCUACAUGCUGGGCGGCCUCGACUGGAUGCACACCAUCUUAGGCAGCCUCUUCAAAUCCCAGGAGCAAGUCCUCUUCUUCUUUGCCGCCAUUAUCUUCUCAGUUUCCGUUGUCCUCCACCUCUGCAGCAUCGAAGAAGAGCAAUACAACCCACAGCAGGACCGGAUCGAUGACGAAGCAGAGACCCUCUCAAGCGUGAAGCUGAGCGGCAGCCUCCCUCCCCUCAACCGGCUCAACAUCAUCAACGAGGAGGAGCCUUACGGGAACUCCCUCUUCCCAGACGAGGUCCAGUCCGAACAAGACCUCAACCUGGAGUUCCUGGAAGUGGACAUUGUCAGGAGUAAGAGCGAUUCGGUCCUGCACAUGCCGGACGCCACCCUCGAUAUGGAAUCGGAGCUGCUCUUCCUUCACGAGAUCGAGCCUUCCAUUUUUCAGGAUUCGUCCUACCCGGCGACACCGCACAGCACCAGCCAAGAACUCAUGAAAUCCAAAUUCAACCGCUUGUCCGCUUUCCUCAGGGAGAACGAGAAGGAGGAGGAGAUGUUACUUGAGAAUCACUUGAACGAGGCCAAAGUCCCCAACGGGAACGGCUCCCUACCAAAAGAUCUCCUGAACGGACACGUCAGGAUGGGCAUGAAGCAGUCGUGCACCUCGAACUCCAUGCGCCGGCGGAGACACAUGUUCUACCGCCAGCCUUCGAACACCUUCUCCUACUACGGGAAGAUCGGGUCCCACCACUACCGCUUCCGGCGGGCCAACGCCGUGGUCUUGAUCAAGUCCUCUCGGAGCAUGAACGACAUCUACGACAUGCAGAAGAGGCAGCGGCAGAGAUACCGGCACCGGAACCCGAGCGGCGCGACCAACUCCAGCGGAGACACGGAGAGCGAGGAAGGCGAAACGGAAACCACCGUGAGACUCUUGUGGUUGUCCAUGCUGAAGAUGCCCAAAGAGCUGCUGCGGCUUUGCGUUUGUCACCUCUUGACCUGGUUUUCCAUCAUUGCCGAAGCCGUCUUCUACACCGACUUCAUGGGGCAGGUCAUCUUCCACGGUGAUCCCAAGGCCCCUUCUAAUUCUACCGAACUGCAGGACUACAGCGCUGGCGUCCAGAUGGGCUGCUGGGGCUUGGUCAUCUAUGCUGCUACUGCUGCUGUGUGUUCCGCUUUACUCCAGAAAUACUUAGACAAUUACGACUUGAGCAUACGAGUGAUCUACAUCUUGGGCACCCUCGGGUUCUCCAUCGGCACGGUGGUGAUGGCCAUGUUUCCCAACGUCUACGUGGCCAUGAUCAUGAUCAGCACCAUGGGAAUCGUUUCGAUGAGCAUCUCCUAUUGCCCCUAUGCCCUUCUGGGACAGUACCACGACAUCAAGCAGUACAUCCAUCACAGCCCUGGUAACUCCAAGCGAGGCUUUGGCAUCGAUUGUGCCAUCUUGUCGUGCCAGGUCUACAUCUCCCAGAUCCUGGUAGCUUCCGCCCUUGGAGGAGUGGUGGAUGCCGUGGGCACCGUCCGGGUCAUUCCGGUAGUGGCAUCCGUGGGCUCUUUCCUGGGCUUCCUGACAGCCACCUUCUUGGUGAUUUACCCAGAUGUUGGGGAGAGUUCGAAGGAAGAGCAGAAGGAGUUGGCCCCGCCUGCCACAGCGGAAAGCAGCGACGGGAACCAGGAGAAACCGAUGGUGAUCAAACUCACCCGCGGAAAAGAUCCAGCUGCGCCAGAGGUGGAAAGCGAGUCGGCCGUUUGAAGGCAUCUCCAGCCCCUCAUGCACAUUCCAAGCAAUCCAGAUUUAAAACCCAGAACAUCCUUCAAAGCAAAUUCAAAAUUUUGAAUUUUUAGCGGGCAGCCCCCGCUGUUUUAAUUUGCAGCAGGGGAUUUUAGGGUGGGGUGGGAGAAGUUCUUUUUUUGCAAUUGUGGAGCCCAGAGAAUUUUCAUGUUGACGGCUUUCUCUACAAUCCAGAAAAAUAUCCCCUUUCUCAGAGGUGUUUUUAACGAAGAGAAACGCUUUUUUGGAUUUCCGAGGCGGUUUUUAAUCAACAAGCAGGAAAAUGUCCUUCUGGUUUUGGUUUUUAAAAGUUGCGGCAUUCUUCUUUCUCUUUUUUUUUUUCCCCCCGCCAAUUAUUCAUUUGGACAUUUUGUAAUUUUUAUUUUAUUUUUUUGGACAAUUGGAAAGUUUGGGAUUUAACUUAAGCCGUUCUUAACUUCCGCUUUUUCAGGAAAAUGAAAGCUUUUGCUGUUAUUUUAUCCAGGCCGCAUGGUUUUUUCUUAAGACAAUCAAUUGCAUUUGGUUGAAAUUUGUGCAUUUGUAGAAUCGAUGCAAUAUUAAAAUCGACAGCUUUCCUUGGUUGUGGGGGGGGGGUGUUUCCUCCCCCUCUCCUCUCUUGAACUUUGGCCUGGAACUCAUUAUUUUAGGAGUCACUGCUAUUUCCAGCCCCCCCAAAUUUAAUGUGAAAUUAUCGCAGCAGAGUUAACAGCGGGAAUGCUUGUUCGUUUAUUUAUUUAUUUUAAAAAAUAAAAAAUAAAACUCAGACUGAUGGGGUAAUUUUCACUUUGGACCCCCCCCCCCCCGGGCAAUCUGGAUCCAUAGAAGCUAUUUUUGGUGGAAGGAAAGAGAAUUCUAGCCAUUUGGGAUAGUGAGGAAAAGAUAGUGGGGAAAAAAGCAGUGACUAUUGAUACCAACAAACUGGGUCAAUUUGAAUUUUGCAUUUUUUUUGGUUUUGUUUUGUUUUUCCAGCUUAGUGGCGUUUAAACGCCGUUCAUCUCCUUUUGCGACAAAGCUGCUUGGGGAAUCUCCAUCGUCAGUCUCUUCGAGUAGAUUGUGUGGGUUCCCACGGGUUUUGUUUUGUUUUUUUUUGGAGGGGGGGGUGUGGGGGAAGGGAGGAGGAGGGUUGUUGAUUGCACUUUUCCAGGCUGGAAACGGUGGCGAACAGGUGAUCUCGCAAAAACCAAAGGCCUACCUCUGAGAUUUUGCAGAGUAGCGAAUAUUUGUCUGCCUACGUGUUCGAUUGUUUGUUUUUUUUCCUUGCUUGCUUUUUAUUUUUUUUUAUUUUUUUUAAAAAAAGAAAAAGCUUUUGGGCCUUCAAGUACGCAACUUUUUUUUUCAAAACGCUGCGGCUUUUUCCUCGGCUUCAAAAGGGGUGUGUGUCUGUGAGAUGUCGCCGGAGUCUAAAAGAAAUUCUUGCUCAGUUUUUUUUCCUCAGUCAAAAAUUCCGACCCGCCUUUCUCGUUUCUUUGGAUCGGACGUUUGAUUUGAGCACUUCGCAUACAGUCCAUGCGUAAGGCCCCCACCUUCUCCAACGGUGUCCUUCGAAGGCACUGAAAUUCUGCGACUGGAGGAAGCCGGAAAUUCGGCAGGUCCAGCACUUCAAAACUAAAAAAGCAAAGGCAUAAUUCGGGACGAAUUCCAGGGGAGCCCCUAGUAGGCCAGACUCUGAUUCCAUAACCACAUAAAGGCGGGGCAUGUAACCCCUUCGGUUUUUGGCUCCUCUAGAAAGUUCUCCUCCCAUAAACGGUUUCCGAUGCAGAUUUUUCAGGUGGAGUGUUGCAAAUUUGGGAGACCCUCUUGGUAUUUUUUCAUUUUCCCUGCUGCUCCUUCCGGUAACAUCUCUGUAAAACGCAUGUCAGCGAGCCUAGCGCUUGAGAAGCAAGUAUUUAUCUUUCUCUAUAUAUCCAAUUCAGAGAAGCCGUUUUUAAUCUCUUACUUGAAUUGUCGAUCCGUUUUAAAAGAAAACGUUUCACGUUUUACAUAGCUGUAGCCAUUGUCCUUCGGCUGGGGUUUUGGAGAGCUCGGAAGAGGGAGUUCAACCAAAGACGGGUGGAUCCCACCGUAACAGUUCCCCAUCUUUGACUUGGUCGACCACGGCCUGAGGACAGUCCCUGGUUAUACCGCAUCUUCGGUCUUCGGCCAGUCCCGUCUCGUGCUUUUCAGUGGUCCUUUUACCUCUCCUCUUUAAAUAGAAGCUCGUUUUCAUAGAAGCUCGUUUUCUACCGGAGUUUCAUAGAACUAUUUUUAAAAGGACCGAAAUAAUAUUUCCUUUCUCCCUCUUCAUCACCCAUCCACCCCCACCCUCCAAAAUCUGUCAUUUGGAACAUUUGCUUAAGGGUUUUUUUUUUUUAAAGAGGGCGACCUGAAGGCCAUCGAAGUUGGGAAACAGAUUUUACGUCGGAGUUUUUAGCUAAGCGUGUUCUCCUCCUGUCGCACCCUGUCGCACCUGGAGACUUUACCUGUCGCACUCUGUCGCACCCAGAGACUUUACCAUGAGAGAGGGGGUUUUCUCCUCACCUCCCCCUUCCGAAUAGUUGCUCAGUGCAAUUCCUUUUAAAUCUGCAAUUUUAACUACGACGCUCGGCCUUUUUAGAAGGGCCCUGCUGAAUAGGAGUCUCGAUGAUUCAUAUGAAUUGAGAUGCUAAUUUCAUGCUAAUUAGCAUGAUGCUAAUGCCAUGCUCAUUUUCUCUUCUUGGAGUUAAAAACAAGGAAGAAAAAAAAAUCCCAAUCCUCUCUAUCUCCCUUCCGCGGAGUUUUGCUCUUUUGAGUUGAUCAUUCCCUUCCCCGAAAGCUAGUUUUCAUUCCGUUCCAUCAAUAAGCUAAAUAAAUAGAUCCACAUUCUGCUUGGCAGAGAAACUCGAAGCAUUCAAGGUGGUGGCCACGAUUGUAUGAUUGAUGCCACGCUCCCUUUUCCCCGCACAUGCAUUGCACCUCUUAAAAGGGGAGGAGCUUUGAUUCCCAUAACGGCCAUCUUGAUUUUUUUUGUCUUCACCCCAGCCUUCAUCUGUGCCUGACUCAAAAUCAAACAAGCAACUGUGUGGUGGUUCCCCCCGCCCCCCGCAACUUCCUUUAGGGCAGGGAGGAGGGUCUCCAACCUUGGCCACUUUAAGACUUGUGGACAUGCUGGCUGGGAAUUCUGGGAGUUGAAGCCCCCAAGUCUUAAAGUGGCCAUGAUUGGAGACCCUUGCUUUAGGCCAGGGUGAGUCAAAACAUCAGAGAGAGUGCUUGGUCCUUCCUGGCUAAGUGAGAAGGCCUCGCCCAUCGUUCGAUGACAUCCUUCUUGGUUCUGGGAUGGGAAAACGAAAGGGAAGGCCUCUCAGAUGUUGGGCUAGGAAAGUGGAUUUGUGUUUGGGUCCUUCUCCUUUUGAGCCAUUGGAUAAACCACACUGCCAAACCCAAGUUAGUUUCCUGCCCAGUUCUGGUGAGGAAGGACCUCUUGGCUUGAAAGUCCCAUCUUCUCAGCGUUGCUCAUGUUUUAGAGUUCCUGGCAGAAUCACUCCCCUUUUAUCUCUGGAGGUUUCUCUUAAGAACAUCGAAGUGCUUUCAAACUUGGCUGCCCUGAUGUCUGAAAAGUGACGUGCAGGCUAUCAUUAAAUUGGUAUUAAAUUAAAUGGAAAUUAGACCUGAGCUUUAGAUUCGUAGGUCUAUUUGUCUUAUCUGGAAGAUGAUGGAACACACCCUUUGCUUUUUUUUUUUUUAAUUGAAAAUGAUUUAAUCACAUGUCAUUAAAACCCAGGACACGAUUUGGGUCUUUCUCAUUCAAUUCAGAGAUCCCCAAAUUAUAUUGGACAAAAACUGAAAGCGUAAUUUGAGAGUUUUUAGACUAGCAAAAAGCCACCCUGGCAAUAUUGGUUUGGGCCUUGGGAUGAAAACGAAAUUCACUGCAGCCUAAGAAUGCUUCUAUUUCCAUUGAAAAAAUCCUCAACCCUUCAGGUUGUUUAAUUAAAACCCACAUUUUUCCUUCAAUGUGAUGCAUCUUAUCUUGUCUAUCAAAUUCGGCUGGCUCUCUGCAGUCCUGCUUAGCUGUUGACCAGAUUUUCUUUAGGAAGUACAGAAAUUUAUUUUCUAUUGGAUAUGACUUUUCAUCAUUUUAGGAUGAAUUAGGAGGUGGGGGGGGAGGAAAAGCAAUAAUCGUUUUUCAUUUAUUUUUGGAAAUGGGCUCUUAUUUGAUUAUAAAGACUUUUACCCAACCAGCUGUUCAAAUAUUCUCUAAUGUUUCAAGUACCUCAUUCAGACCCUGUUGGAGGUUUGUCAACGAAGGGACCUCCUUCACUCCGAAAGACAACGGAGGUUGGGCGAGCAGCUCAUCUUGAGAAGGAAUUUGAUUUUUUUUCAGGUCCUCGGAUGGGCCAUUUAAUUUAGAUUAUUCAUUGCCACUGGAGAACUUCUGGACAAGAUCUCCAGUCCAUCAUGGUGGUCUUCCUCCAUGCUAAACCUCCUGGAGGGAAGAACUUUGGAAGAACAGGCAUUCUUUGAUUUUAAAUGUUUUGGAAAGAUCUCCGGCAGAGAUGCAAAAAAAAAAACAAGUUCAGUUAGAGCUGAAGUGUAUCACGCCUGAUUCGCUUCAACUCCUGGUAGCAAAUGAGAAUCAGGCUGGGCCUUCAAGGAGAUCUUUCAGGUACAAGCAGAACAAGAGGGAAGAGAAAGGAGCCAUUGUGCCACUGCACUUUUUUAAAAAAAAACCAAACAGAGAACUGGCAGAUACUCCUGGGUAGAAGCUUCUGGUGACGACUUUCUAGAUCAGGGGUCUCCAACCUUGGCAACUUGAAGACUGGAGGACUUCAACUCCCAGAGUUCCUCAGCCAGCAAAGCUGGCUGAGGAACUCUGGGAGUUGAAGUCCACCAGUCUUCAAGUUGCCAAGGUUGGAGACCCCUGAUCUAGAUCCAAUUUGAUUGCAGCUCAGUUUGGAAAGUUCAUCUAUCUCUUUUACUUUUCCGUCAAUUCACCUUCGAGCCCUCCUUGUUCCUUUAAACCACUUGAACCCGUGCGCCGUCCAUUGCCCUGUGUUUGCCAAGGCGUACACCUUUUCCGUGCCCUGCUAACCAGUGGCAGGCCACGUUCGAUUUGAGUUUGCAGCUUCCUCAGCACUCUCGCACGAAGUCGUGCCAGUCAUGCGUAGGAACCGGGGACGAUCGGAGAAGCGCUUUGUCAUUUUCGUUCAUUCGUUCAGGCGGCUUUGGUUUCUCGCUCAUAUAAGCCAAGUAAAACUUAGGGACAUCCAAAGUUGCAGAAAGUUUGAAAAUUGGGAGGCUCGUGUUGCAGAAAGGAAGAGACACCCAGAGAAGUGGAGUGGGGAGCCAAAAUUGUUUCGGUUGUGUCCUAAGCUGUGGAUUUUGCACGUAGAGUCCCAGAGCAGUGAUUAUUAUUAUUAUUAUUAUUUGGCAAAAAAAGAUCAAACUACAUUGAUAAAAAAAAAAAGUCAUUUGCAAAAAAAAAAUAUCCAGAGUCCCUGUUUCCAUGUUGCGCUUUCAACUUCCAUCAGUAACAUACCUCUUACUAGAAUCUUCUUGAUGGUUGGGUGGAGAUUAUGGGAGAAUCUGCAAUUGGGAAAAAGGUUUAUGGGAUCAUAAGGAGUUUCUCCUCCUUUAGCACUUCCCCAGACAGUUGGAAUUCCAUUAAAUCGUUGAAAUAUUUUGCCACCUGUGACAGAACGAAUUUAGGACGAGUUGGUUCCUGAUAUUGCAAACUGCCUUUAGUGAGAGGAUCACUGAAUCUUCCUUUGGAAUAAUUCCUCGGUCCCCAAGGAAUCGCAAAACGGACCGGUUUUCUGUAGCGUCCUCCAAAGUUGCCGAAAAACACAACUUUGGAAGCUCUCCUGUCGCUGUCACAUCGAUUUGGUCCAAACGUCGGGAAGGGAUGGCGUGGGGUGAUCACUUCUCAAGAGCUGAGAUCUUGCUUCUUCAGAAUCAGGAAAAAGGGGGCUGAGGUGUCCAGCUUUUCCCAGAGGUCCCCUUCAUUAGAGGUAGCCCUGGCGAGCUGUGAGGUCCGUUUCCUUCACAGCCUCCAAUGUCUCACGGGUGAUAAUGAAGUAGCUUUUCCAACAUUGGUUGUUUUUUUGUUCUUCUUUCAUUUCUGGUGCAACCUUGGACCUGCCACUUGCUUGGUAGUUAAAUGGCCAGCUGAAUUUUGUUCGUUUUUUUUGUUUUGUUUUGUUUUGUUUAUUUUGGAAAAAAAAAUAAAUGCCUCAUCUACUGAAAAGCUGCAUAUAGGCAUCUCAUAAAGAAAAUAAAUAAAUAAAUAAAUAUAAGUAUAUAUAGAUAUCUAUAAUUAGUUCCAUUGUGAACUGGCCAUAAGAAACUUCUUUUUUAUCAACUUAUUAAGUUGGAGCACUAUACUAGCUCUUGCUGAGUUUAGCAAUGUUUAUAAGUGUGUGUUAAAACACAUAACGUUUCACGUGGACUGAGAGAAAAGGGAUAACCGAGACGCAGAGUGUGAGUGGCGUGAACGCCUGGCAUUAAUAUGAUUUCACCACAGAUAAUUUUCGUUUUUGGUGUUUUGGGGUUUUUUCUUUUUUUGUUUUUUUUUUUCCUGGACUUCAUUGCAUGAGAAAACCGAUGAACUGUUCCGCACUUUUGAUCUGUUGGUAUAUUUCGUUUUUUUUCCCAUGUAUCGUUAGAAGUGGCUGAAUGUAAAAAAAAAAAAAUUUCAAAAAUUCACAGUUACAUGUGCUCAAUCCAUUGUUCUACAGUUCAAUCUUAAUAAACAUUUCAAUAAGA